Molecule: messenger RNA, 5923 nt
Organism: Colossoma macropomum (tambaqui)
Lineage: Eukaryota; Metazoa; Chordata; Actinopteri; Characiformes; Serrasalmidae
Gene: kynu
Product: kynureninase
Exons: 14
Coding region: 228-1628 (466 amino acids)
Biological process (GO): NAD+ biosynthetic process
Cellular component (GO): cytoplasm
Molecular function (GO): kynureninase activity; pyridoxal phosphate binding
Source: RefSeq, a predicted model, not a curated record
UGGAGAAAACUAUAAAAUUGAAUAUUGUUGUGCAUACAGUCUCUUAGUUGUGCAGUUACUGUUUGCUAGGAAAGGGUCAAUUAGCUGAACGUUCUAUGCUGCUCACAUCCACACAACACUAUCAGCUCAAAGAGGACAGACUAAAACUCCAGCCUCAAAACAGGAGAAUUCUUACAGCUUCUUCAAAUAUUGUACUCCUGGUGAGGACCCAUGGUGAGGUAUGAGACAUGGAUCUUCUGGCUGUCGGCUCACCACGAGAAGUCAUUGAGAAGGUGUCUAAACACCUGGGCUGCAGCCCUACAUCACGUGAAGUGGCUGAAUAUUUUGACGAGCAUGACGAGCUGAGACAUCUGCGUCAGGAAUUCCUUGUCCCGAAGGUUGCUGGGCUUCCACCAUCUGAUCUGUCACUCGUGGAUGGUUCGGAAGACUGCAUUUACUUUGCGGGUAACUCUCUUGGACUACAGCCCAAAAAUGUGAAAAAGUAUAUUGACGAGGAGUUGGAGAAAUGGGCCAAAACAGGAGCCCAUGGUCAUAUAAUGGGGUCACGACCUUGGGCCUGGGCUGAGAACAAUCUAGAGGAUCUCAUGGCAAAGCUUGUGGGUGCUAAAGCAGAGGAAGUUGCUUUGAUGAAUGGCCUGACAGUUAACCUACACCUUCUGAUGCUUGCUUUUUACCAGCCCACCGCAAAACGCCACAAAAUCCUCCUGGAGGACAAAGCCUUUCCGUCUGACCAUUAUGCUGUGGAAUCUCAGAUACGGCUACGGGGGUUUGACCCCAGCAAAAGCAUGCUCCUCCUUAAACCCAGAGAGGGAGAGGACACCCUGAGGACAGAGGACAUUGUGUCUACGAUAGAGCGAGAAGGACACUCCAUCGCUCUGGUGAUGCUCAGCGGAGUCCAGUACUAUACUGGGCAGCUCUUCAAUAUGGAGGUCAUCACCAAAGCAGGCCAGGCCCAGGGCUGUUAUGUGGGAUUUGAUUGUGCGCAUGCAGUGGGUAAUGCUGAACUGCGACUGCAUGACUGGGGAGUAGACUUCGCUUGCUGGUGCACAUAUAAGUAUGUGAACUCUGGAGCUGGUGGUUUGGCAGGAGCGUUUGUACAUGAGAAACAUACGGACACGGUCAAACCCAUUCUGUUGGGUUGGUGGGGGCACAAACUGAGCACUAGAUUCCAAAUGACCAAUGAAAUGGACCUGCAGCCUGGAGUGAAUGGAUACAGACUUUCUAAUCAACCCAUUUUGCUGGUGUGCCCCCUACAGGCCAGUCUAGAGAUCUUUAACCAGACCUCCAUGAAGGAUCUGAGGAAGAAGUCCAUCCUAUUGACUGGCUAUCUGGAAUACCUUCUCAAGCACUACUACAGCAGGGAUAAGUCAGACCCUCAUAAGCCCCACGUCCAUAUCAUCACUCCCAGUAACCCAGCUGAGAGAGGCUGCCAGCUGUCCCUCUCUUUCUCCCUGCCCAUCCGAGCUGUCUUUAAGGAGCUGGAGAAGAGAGGAGUCACUUGUGAUAUGAGGGAGCCCAGCGUGCUGCGUGUAGCUCCUGUUCCUCUCUACAACUCCUUCACCGACGUCCACCGUUUUAUCACUGUGCUGGAAUCUGCCCUGGCUGCAAACAAUGUCCAGCACGGCUGAACUCUGCAAUCCACUGACCAAGGAGCUGUCCAGUAACACACUGACCUGCACUGGGCAUUGGUUGAAGGAUUUUUACAAAAACAUAAUAACACUACAGUCAUUCAACGGAAACAGGACAAUUUGCAUCCCUUACAUAUAUUUUAAAUAGUAAAAUCAUUACAGAUCUGAGAAACUUUUUCUUUAUAAAUACAUUUAGGGAUCAUUUACAUUGAUGAUCACUGAGUGCGUUUACAGGCAGUCAAUAAUCUGAUCAUAAUCACAUUUCUGCAGUUAUCUGAUCAAUCACAUGGUCGUGUAAACAGCAUGGUCCAAUUUCUUAGAUUGGAGUAAGGUCUAGAAAUCCGAUCAAGAAAUCCGAUAAGAAGAGUCGGAUUUUAGCUCAGUUAUCAGAUUUCUCAGUGCAUGUAAACUCUUACUCUGAUUUCUUUCUGAUUUCUCAGUCUGCGCAUGUGCGAAAACAGACGGCGGUACCGAAAAUAAGCCAGCAGUGUUGCCGCGAGACGCAACAAAACACUUUUGGAGCGGCGCUGAAACCAAAUACAUGCUUGAGAAAAUAACGGAUUUAAAUAGUCUUCUGUGAGUUAAUUGGCUGGUUGCAAAGCAGAAAUCUAAUUACUGCCUGACUCAUGUAGACCUGGAGUUUCACAUUAUCUGAUUACUCAAAUGCAUGUAAACACACUAAUCGAAUUACUGACAAAAUCUGAUUUUCUGCAGUGAUCGGAUUAUUAAGUGCACAUAGACACACUAAUCGAAUUACUGACAAAAUCUGAUUUUCUGCAGUGAUCGGAUUAUUAAGUGCAUGUGAACACACUCAUUGUUUUGGCCCUCAGGUCUGUUUAUGCUGCUGUUGAAAAAUUUCAAAUUCAAAACCUAUUAGCGCUGUUUAAGUGCACUAAAGUUUCCUUGCCAUGAAAAGUUUAACUCAACAGUAAUAACUGAGUAAAUUUUUUAUGUAAAAAAAACUUUCUUUGCAUCCCCAGACCCUAGGUCAGCCUUGUUACAGUAAAUAUGUCAGCAUAUUUAUAAAAUCCACACAAUAAUAAAAUUAGAUUGACUCAGGAAACAACAAUGGUUGAUCUGCUAAAGAACAUGGCAGAAUGUAAAAUAAGAAGUUUGUAAGAUUUUUUGUCCAUUUUAAUUUUUUCUUCGUUAUAGAUAGGCAUGUCCAUAAAACUGGAGCCCUGUAGCUUUAUUAAAUAUUUGCUGAUAUAAUACUUUUUACAUCAUCCCCAUUUUAGGUGCUCACCAGACGCCCAGACGCCUCCCUGGUGAUGCUCUGCCAGGCCUUUACUGCAGCUGUCUUCAGCUCCUCCUUGUUCUUGGGGUGUUUUACCUUCAGUUUUGCCUUCAGUUUGAUUGGAUUGAGGUCAAGUGACAGCUACAGAAUAUUCCACUUAGAAAGUCUUGGGUUGCUUUUGCAGUAUGCGUUGGUUCAUUGUCCAUCUGCGCUGUGAAGUGCCGUCCAGAGUUUUGAAGAAUUCGGCUGAAUCUGAGCCAGUAACAUAGCCAUACACGUCAGAAUUCAUUUUGCUGACCUUUGUCAGCAGCUACAUUAUCAUCAAAUACAAGGGAAACAGUUCUAUUGGCAGAUAUACAUGCCCACAUCAUAACACUGCCUCCAGAAUGCUUGAAAGAAGAGGUGACAGGCAUUGGAUCAUAAGCAGUUGUUUCCCUUCUCCCUGCUCUUCAAUUCCCAUUAUUCUGAUACAAGCUGAUCUUUGUCUCAUCUGUCCAUGAGAUGUUGUUCCAGAACUUCAUCUUCAAUAUGCUGUGGUUGACAGGUAAAAUAACAGUAACUGCCCAAAUAGUUACAGUUCUGGCUAUACGUUUUGAAUCUGGAUUUUAAAAUGGCAUGCAUUUUCAGAGUUUUAGGUGCCAUUAAGAAAAUGAGCCUCCACCAACUCAGCUGUGAGAGAUCCUAGCUUGCAGUAAGCCUGCCUCAGCUCAGCAAAGUAGUCUGGACGGGCUAAACAUCUCACAAGAUCAUUAAAAUAUGUGGGAGCCAGGCCAUUAAGGGCUUUAAAUGUCAUAACGAAGGCCUUGUAUUGAAUGCCAAGCUUAAAAGGAAGCCAUGGAUGAAGUAUUAAUUUAUGCACAAUGAUGGGAUAUUCUUUGUUCAUGACCACAUGGGCACCAUAUGGCUGAUUUAAGCUGCAGACCUCAACCUUAUUACCAUCAGCCUUAAUGCCAACCAAUAGGCAAAAUAAUAGUUGACAAUUCCAAAAUGUGUGGGGGUGCAAACUGUCCACUGUUUGUAGAUUGACCUACUGAAGUUCAGAUAGUGAUGAAUGUAACAAGUUGCUCCAUCAUGCUGGUGUACAGUUAGAAGCUUUAGCCCAUUUUUUUGAUGCACUAAUUCUCUAUUCUUUAGCUCUUUAUCAAUAGUAUGUUUCUGACCACAGAGGCACUCAUUGCUGGACUUUUUUGGGUGGUGGACCAACCUAGUAGUGACACUGAUGUGUGCAAAGCCCCCAGAAACACUCAUACACCAGUAUUAGCAUCACACACUUUGUCCUCUACUCAAAUAAUAUCCGGUCAACACUGGUCCUGUGGAGAGAAACUGACCAACGAUUAAUGGAGUACAGGGCAAAUUAUGAAUGACAAUGGAUUGGUUACACUGUGUAAUUUUAUACACAGUAUAUUAUAUUAUUAAUAUAUACAAUAUAUUAGACUUUGUGUAUUUCAGUUAAGCUACUGUAUCCCUACAAUACCUCCAGACAGUCCAGUUUACAUGUCAUACCGUUGUAUGCAAAAGUUUGUCGAUCCCUGGUCAAAUUAGUUAACACAUCCUCAACAGGGAGCUUCUGCAAACUUUAACGCAUAGUUGCAGUUUAUUUCCAGAAAUUAACAAAAACAAAAAAAAAAGACUAUAAAAUAUAUCCUGUGCAAAAGGCAGUAUUUUAUGUUAUACUAGGCAAAUAAAUCAAAUUUAGGAAUUUGUGCACUAAAAUUUGCAGAAAAAUGGCAUAUUGAAGUGUGUUCUCUGCAGAGGAUGUGUUAACUUAUUGUAACUUACAAAAGGGAACAAACGUGUAUUUCACUAGGAGUGUUCAAACUUUUGCCUACAACUACAUAUGGGAUUUCCAUCCAUAUCUAUGAAGGUAUUCAUCAUAAGCAAGUUACAAGAACUCCACAAUAUCAUUAAUGAUGGAAUAAGGUUGAUGUACACCUGUUAGAAAAGUAAGCUAAUCACAAUAAAGUAUAAUUAAUGAUGAGAAAUUACAGUGUGCAUUCAUAUGGUAAGUACUGAAUUUCAAAAAUAUUCACUGGGUAUAUGAAGGUUAUUAGCCUGAAGAGAAUAACUAUCAUCACUGUCAGAACAAAACCUUGUAUCUUAAUUAUUUGUAUUAUUAUUUUUUUUAAUGCUGCUGUUUACAUUGUGUCAAAAUUACAUGAUGAACGGGCCAGUAGAAACAGUCCAGAAUGACUUGGAAUGAGGUAUUUUUAUCUUAACUUACAUUGAAGGGUAAGAACAUUUUUCCUUCUCCUGUGAAGUUACCAUUUCAGAGAUACACGGUUUUGGUCCGACAGUAACAGUAUGCUCUUUAUUUCAUGGAUGUAGCGCCUAAUAUUGUACAACACUGUCAGAUCUGAAAUCUUCUUUUUGUAGAACAAAUUUUCAUGUGAAACAUAAGCACAUUAGAUAUGAUGAGGGUGUUGAAAUGAGACCUUUAGGCACAGAUUCUAUCAACACAGAGCGCUUGAUUAAUUUAAUUAACAAUGAAGCAAACACCACAGUGGAUGGGUGAUAGCAGAAUGUAAUGAAAGCAUAUUUAAUGACUGUAUAUGUAUCAAUUUUUCUAUUUCAUCAACUUUUUCUCUGGUGGAUUUUUAGUAUUAUGGUGAAUAUUUGGUCAGAAACCAGGAUGUAAUUUCAAACUGGACCCUGAUGUUUCCUUCUGAAGGGACUGGCAAUGCUUCAUUAGCACAACAGUAGACGAUAGAUGGCACUGAACAUUCUAGAUAUGAUUUAGCUGUUUUUUUCAGUUAACAAAUACAUUUUUUCAGUGCUUUUUUGUUUUAGUGACAGUUUUCCUUGAUGGAAAAUGUAUAAAAUGUAUAAAUGUAUAAACUUUAGUACUUACAGGUGAUUUUCACACUUUGUGUAGAAGAACUACAAAAUGACAACAUCUCCCAAAAGGACAACUGAUGCACUAUUGCUAAAAUGAGCUGACUAUUUGAGAUAUUUAGAUAUUUGGGACAACAAUGAACUAUCAGCAAGAAAUUUAGUCUAUUUUUUGAAUCAGUUCUUAUUCUAUUAAACUGUCAUCAUUAUUAAACUUCUUACUGUCUAA